This is a messenger RNA of Rhea pennata, 5498 nucleotides long. RefSeq names its product adenylate kinase 9 (gene AK9). Gene Ontology annotation, molecular function: AMP kinase activity; nucleoside diphosphate kinase activity; ATP binding. The record is from RefSeq and is a predicted model, not a curated record. Gene Ontology annotation, biological process: nucleobase-containing compound metabolic process. Gene Ontology annotation, cellular component: cytoplasm. Lineage: Eukaryota; Metazoa; Chordata; Aves; Rheiformes; Rheidae. The transcript is spliced from 38 exons.
AAAGGAGGAAGUCGUUAUUAACCUGUCAGCAGAGUUGCAGCUGGGCAUCAGGAUUAUUUAUGGCUUCACAAGAGGAAAAACAAGCUCAGUCCUUUGCAGACAUCUUUGAUGAAGAUGAAGCUGAAAAAGCCUUUCUGUUGUCCAAACCUACUUGCUUCCUUGUCCUUGGAAAGCCAGGUUCCGGAAAGAAAACAUUAGCUAGAAAACUAGCACAAAUAUGGAAAUGUACUCUCAUAGAAGCUUUGGAAGUAAUUCAAGAGAAUAUUAGUGAAGAAACAGAAUAUGGGCUUAAGUGUCAAGAAUUGCUGUUUAGAGGUCAAAGUAUUUCUGAAGAACUAGUUACAAAAAUGAUUCUGAAAAAGAUUGAGUCACCAAAAGUUGCUCAUUUUGGUUAUAUUCUCAGUGGAUUUCCUUCUCUCUCAGAGGAAUACAUGACUGUUUCACAGCAAAUUGAGAAAAUAAAAAAUCUAAAAUUAAAACCAGAUUUCCUGAUUAAUAUUAAGUGUUCAGACUAUGACUUAUGCCAAAGAAUAUCUGGACAAAGACAGCGCCCUGAUUCAGGGCACAUAUAUCAGAGGAACCAGUGGGAUCCUAAUAUUACUGAAAAACAUAAGGAAAUGAAUGAUCAGCAUAAAGAGGAGACUGAGGAAGAAGAGGAAGAGCAGGAAGAAGAACUGAUUGCAGAAGGUUCACUUGCAAUGUCAAGAAUUUUGCCUCAGUUAGUUCAGAGGCCUGAAGAUAUUCGUGAAAAUGCAGAGGAAAGAGUUCAGAUAUACAAGGACAUAAUGCUCCAUCCUUUAGAAGACUUGAUGGCUGAGCAGGAUUCUCAAUAUCUUAUUGAAUUGGAUGGAAAUAGGCAAUCAAAUGACCUCUUUGCAUCAGUGAUAACCCAACUUCAAUCUAUGGGUGUUCGAAAUGCAGCUCCUAUAACUAGACUUCAAAGUCAGCAAGAAGAAACAUUAGAGGGACUGGAAAAUGAUGAACUUUUCCGGGUUCUGUCAUCCUGCAAACUAAUAGCAAACAGAUACCGAUGGCGGAGAAGCAGGUGGGGACAAGUAUGUCCUGUGGCUCUUAAGGAGGGUGAUGUUGUAAUGGGGAUCCCAGACUUGGCUGUCAGUUUUCUAGGCAAAAUGUAUGUACUGUCAUCCUCAGAGGCAUUGAAAGCAUUUAUGUUGAAUCCUCGGCCUUACCUGUUACCACCAAUGCCACUUCCUCCUUGUAAAGUACUAGUAUUUGGUCCCCCGUUAUCUGGAAGAACAACCAUUUGUAACCUGAUUGCAAACAAAUAUAACGGAAAGGUUCUUGACAUGGCCAAACUCAUUCAACCCUACAUGGAAGAGUCAAGAGAAAAAAUCUUAGAGAAAGUGCGAAAGGAUACAAUAGAAACAGCCCUAAAAGCAGUGAAAACUAGAUUGGAAUUCGAAAAAGUGUCAAAAGAACCAGGUGAAUAAGAACUUAGUAGUGACAAAGAAGCAGAUGGUUCUGAAGAAACCACUAAAUCCAGAGAAGGAAUGAACUUGGAAGAGCAGACUACUGAGGUAAAAUCUGACAUCACCCAAGAAGAAUCAUUGUUAAGAAUGCCAGAGAUAACUUCUGACCACCCAGAAGUUCAAGCAAUGGUAGAAGAAGCUGUAAUAAAUGUGUCAGAAUCUGAAAUAGUGCUAUCACCUGAAGUAUACGCUGAAGUAUUGGAGAGAGCUAUUGCAGAGCUCACUAAGAAGAACAAAGACAGGUUUCCUGGUGCUCCAGAAAAAGGAGGAUGGGUAGUGGAUAACUAUCCUCUGUCAGUAGAUCACUGGUCAGCUUUAUCAGAAAAAGGACUUUUACCUGACACUGUUGUCUGUCUGCAGGAUACAGAAAACAAUGGAAUCUGUUUACUACACAGACUGUACUUAGCAAAUAAGGAUGAAAUUGAUGCUAAGAUUUUGAAAAGACUAACAGAUGAAGCAUUAAAAGAGAAAGAAGAAGAAGAAGAAGAAAGAAGAGAAAUGCAAGAGAUACUGAAGCUAGAGGAAGAGCGGCAACGUCUAGAGGCUGCUGAGGAGAAAGAAUUUGAAGACCAUGAUGAGCAGCCUCUACCUGAAACCAAACAAAUAUCUGAGAGACGGUCCAGUGAUUCUACUGAUUAUAAAGAAGAAUCUAAACCUACAGAAAUCACACUACCUGAGUUUCCAGAGGAUGGUUUUCCAGAUGUACCAGAAAUGGAAAUAAUUAAAAGGAAAGUUGGCCUUUUCAUGCAUGACUGGCAAACAGUGGAGUCAGGAAUCAGUGAUUCACUGAUUCAGGUUGUUGUUUUAGAGAUUGCUGAACAAAGUCCAGAAAGUCUACUUAAUCAAAUUGUCCUGGUCAUGGAAAAACCUUUUAAAUAUCAUGGUUGGGUACUAUCUGCUGAAGACUUAGAUGAGGAAGCAGAAGACGUUGCUGCUGAAGGGGAAGUUGAAGAAGAAAAUGAAAUUGAAGAAGAAGAAGAAAAUGAAGAUGAAGAAGAAGAAAAACAGAAUGAGAAGAAAAGGCAAAUGGGAGACACAAAACACUUCUGUCCAGUCAGUCUGAAAGAGAACUUUGUCCUUUACCCAGGACUCUCUGAACAUGCAGCUAAAUAUCAAGAAAAGAUUUACUAUUUUUCAACUUCUGAGAACAGAGAUAAGUUUUUGGAGAACCCUGAGGAAUAUGUGGCUCACAAGGAACCAAUACAAGCUCCUCCCUUAAGGGUGUGCUUACUGGGGACUCAUGGAGCAGGUAAAACUACUUGUGCACGAUGGGUAGCAGACAAAAUAGGCAUUUUUCAUAUUCAGUUUGAAGAAUAUCUACAGGAAAUAAUAGUACGUAAAACUAAAAAGAAAGUUGGGCCUGAUUUUGAUGAAGAACCUGAAGAAGAUGACAGCAAAAUAGCAACUCUUUCACGGGAACUGGAAGACUUCUCUCCGACCAUGACUGAAACUAAAAUUGAACCUGAACAUCAACGUGAAUUUGGAAAGAAAAGCCAACAGGAAUCAGAGUUAACUGAUGAGGAAGAAGUGAUUAAAGCAAAUCUAGUGGAUAAUGAGGCACUGCCUCCAGAAGUACUUGAUAAUAUUGUUCUUGACUGGUGGAGGAAAGAGCCAUUCCGGUCCACAGGAUUUAUACUGGAUGGUUUCCCUCGUACUUUAGACGAAGCCCAAUAUUUGUCAGAGCGAGGACUCUGCCCUGAUGUUGCAGUUUAUAUUCAAGUAGAAGAAAGUGACAUUUUGGACCGUCUUUUUCCUCCACGUCUGAAAAAAUGGAGAGAAAGACAAUAUAAAAAAAAGGAAAAUAAAAAGAAAAUGAAAGACCUGAAAGUAAAAAUAAGGGAUUUGAAGAUUGCUAGAAGAAGGGCAGAACUUUUAGCAGAACAAAAUAAAAAGAAGCAGAAGGUAAGAAAACGAGAAUAUGAUGAAAUCAGCGAAAAUGAGGAUGAAAAUGCAGAUGAAAAUGAGGAUGUUGAAGCUAUACUUGAAGAAGAGUUUUUAGAAGAAGAAGAAGAGGAGGAGGAAGAGGAGGAGGAGGAGGAGACUGAUGCUCUCGAACGUAUACGAAAUGAAAUUACAGAAAAGUUUGAUUCACAAAGAGAUAAUUUACAAGGUGUACAGGAGGAACUUGAAAAAAUGUUAAUACCUCAAAUCGAGAUCAGUGGAGGACGAAAGCCUCACAUUGUACGCUACCAAAUAUAUAAGAAGCUGAAUCCUCUAGUGGAAAAUCGUGCAAGCAUUUUUGAGAAAUGUUAUCCAAUAAGUUUGCCACUUGCACAUAAGAUGCUAAUUUUCUCAUAUAAAUAUCAAAGUUCUUUUGGCCAGUGGGAUCCAGUCAAGCUAAGUGAAGGAGAAAUAAUCAAAUCGCCUCAAAGCCAUGAAAACCCAGUCUAUCCUGUAAUCCAUCGACAAUAUAUUUAUUUCUUUUCAAGUAAAGAAAAUAAAGAAACAUUUAUGAAAAAUCCCAUCAAAUAUAUCCGUCAGCCAAAACCUAAACCAGCCAUGCCAAUUAAGAUUGCAAUUGUUGGACCUCCAAAAUCUGGGAAGACUACAGUUGCCAAGAAAUUUGCAAGUGUGUAUGGAUUACUGCGCCUAACUGUGGGAGACGCCAUACGGCUAGUGUUAAAUGACCAGCCAGAAAGUGAAUUGGCACUUAUGAUAAAAUGGCAUCUUCAUAAAGGACUGACUGUACCUGACGAACUGGCUGUCCAGGCUCUUGAUGUGACUCUGAUGAAUCACAUGUGUACUACUACUGGAAUUGUUAUUGACGGAUAUCCUCUAACAAGAAAACAAGUAAACCUCUUGGAAUCAGUUAGGAUAAUUCCAGUGAAAAUCUUUGAAUUGGAAAUGGAUGCAAAGGAAGUGUUCAGAAGAGCACUACAGGAUAAGGAAAACACAAAUAGACCUCCCUACCCUGUUCAUGACAGCUCACAGAUUUUAGCUAUUCGAAAUUCCUGUUAUAAACAACACAUUGAUGCAAUUAGGAUUUACUAUAAGAAGGAGCAUCAGAACUGGUGUGUGAUUGAUGCCUUUCACAGCAAAUGGUGGAUUUGGAACAAAGUACUCCAGGAAGUUCAAGUGGUUGUUAAAGAAAUCCAGAUAUAUCUGGAAAGAAUAAGAGAAGGAAAAGCAGCCAGCAUUGCUGAUUUAUGCAUCACCCCUGAAGAGCUGCAGUAUCGGCUAGGGGAGUUUGGACAGUACUGCCCUGUCAGCCUUGCAGAAAAACAUGAAUUGGUUGACUGCUCUGUAACCUCAUCACUGCAGUUUGCUGCAGAAUUUCGAGGACACUAUUACAAAAUGGCUUCACAGGAAGAACUGGAGAAAUUCUUGAACAAACCAGAGGUGUAUGUAGCACCACUGGCACCUCAUCCUCUUCCACCUCCAGAAAUGCUACCAAGGAAACUGACAGUGUCAGAAGUGAAAGCCUUAUUCCCUAGAAGUGCUGAAAUGCAGGGAUACUGUCCAGUCACUUACCUAGAUGGAAAACAGAGGUACGAAGCUUUGGUGCCUGGCAACAUCGAGUAUGCUGUAAAAUAUCAAGAUAAGGUAUAUAUUUUUGAAAGUGAAAAAAAACUUCAGAAGUUUAUGAGGUUACCAGAGAAGUACUGGAAUUUGAAGCUUCCACGCAAACUCCCUCCAGUAAAGGAGCCAAUACUACUUACUGCACUCCCCUUAGCUGGAUACCUUGAACAGGGAGUAGCAACUUCUCUAAUAAAAGCUCUGAAUGAAGUAGGCUGCUUAAAGCCAAAGUUUCCAUUCCUGAGUGUAAGAAAAACUGCUCUGCUGUUUGUGGCCUGUCAUUUAAAAGCUUAUAACCCUAGAAGCUCAGAAUAUGUACGGAAAAAGUACAAGAGGAAACUGGAGCAGUUCAUCGAUCACUGUGAACUCAUUCCCUAUCUGGGAAGGAAGAUGACCCGCAAAUACAAAGAGCCUCAGAGCAGACCCAUUGACUUCGAUUACAAACUACAGGUGUUUCUUUCCCUUAAAGAUGCAAGCCCAAGUUUUGUUUAG